Nerophis lumbriciformis (worm pipefish) is the source of this 3280-nucleotide messenger RNA. RefSeq names its product chondromodulin (gene cnmd). NCBI's taxonomy places the organism in Eukaryota, Metazoa, Chordata, Actinopteri, Syngnathiformes, Syngnathidae. The record is from RefSeq and is a predicted model, not a curated record. Gene Ontology annotation, biological process: negative regulation of angiogenesis; negative regulation of endothelial cell proliferation.
ACCCCCUCAGGGCUCGGUCGAAUGCUGAGAUACGGAGCCGUGGUUCUCAUUGUCGGCGCCGUGUUGAUGCUCUGCGCCUCCAUGGCCGCCCUGCUCCUGAGGAAAGAAAGCGAGCGGAACGUGUACAGCGCUCAUUACAGCAUGAACAUCAACGGGGAGGUGAGGGAAGGCUCCGUGGAAAUCGAUUCCGACGACAACGUGGAGAGGUUCAAAACCGGCAGCGGAGACGAGGAGGCCGUGGAGAUCCGUGACUUUCAGAGUGGAAUAACUGCGAUCCGAUUCUUCGGGGGAGACAAGUGUUAUAUAAAAUCCCAACUCAAAGGCAACCUUCCGCACAUGGGAGCCGACAACAAAGAGGCACUGAUGUCUGACCUGGCUGAUGAAGACAUGCCAGUGAGGUUUGAUGCCGAGUUCCUCAUCUGGGUUUCUUCAGAGCAGCCGCUGAAGGACACGGCUUUCUUGAACCACAAGAUUCUGGCGCUUUGCGGGGAGCUUCCUAUUUACUGGCUCCAACCUCUCAUUCCCAAAGAUGGGGAGAGGAGGAAGCGGCGGAGUAGGAGGGACGCUCGGCGGGCCAAGCGGCAGUCCCAGGUGGAGGUGUUGGAGGUGGCGGGAAAGGAAGAUGUCUCCAGGUUAGAGGAAGGGGCAGAGGAGGGGCCUCAGUCCGACGUGGGCUCGGGAUUCAACCCUGAGAAUCCCUAUCAUCGCGGCGGAGGCGCCGGUGAGGAGAACGCCAUGACCUUUGACUCCAUGCUGGACCACCAGGGGAUCUGCUGCUCCGAAUGCCAGCGCAGCUACACACACUGUCAGAGAAUAUGCGAGCCUCUGCGCGGUCAUUGGCCCUGGCCGUACAACUACAGAGGAUGCCAGGUGGCUUGCAGAGUCAUCAUGCCCUGUCGCUGGUGGGUCGCACGCAUUUUAGGUAUCGUGUAGGAGUGCACGCAACACUUUUGUGUUUUUUUUUGUCUACAGAAGACCCUAAACUUUUAGCUUGUGUGCAGCUAGACUUUCCUUAUGGAGUUGACUUACUAAACUAGCAUGACAUGGAGAAGUAAGAAAAACUGGCUUCGUAGUUGUGUGAAUGCUGAGAGACAAAAAAUUGUACUUACAAAACUUAUUGUGGCGCCCCCUGUGGGCUGAGCUUAAAAGUGCUUUGAAAAACGUCCUAUCAUUAAUUCAAUACAGAUUUUCAACCCAUGUGGCUUCAACUUUACGCACAUGUGUUUAUCGGUCCCCAAAAGGUACAUGUACCAAAUUUUGCGAUGACUUGGCUAACACCCUAAAGUUAUAGUAUUUGCUUUGUAGAGCGCAGGGAAAUGUGUGAGGCACCUUUUUAUAAAUGUUGCCCUGAAAACUGUAAGGAGUUAAGCAAAGUUAAGUUGUAUUGCUACGUCGCUUGCUUAGAAUGGCCUUCCCAAAGUCCUGACUUAAACGUGUGGACAAUGCUGAAGAAACAAGUCCAUGCCAGAAAACCAACAAAUUUAGCUGAACUGCAACAAUUUUGUCAAGAGGAGUGGUCAAAAAUUCAACCAGAAGCUUGUGGAUGGCUACCAAAAGCGCCUUAUUGCAGUGAAACUUGCCAAGGGACCAAAUAUUAACAUUGCUGUAUGAACACUUUUGACCCAUCAGAUUUGGUCACUUUAUCAGUAGAACCAUAAUAAAUUCAUAAAAGAACCAAACUUCAUUAAUGUUUUUUGUGACCAACAAGUAUGUGCUCCAAUCACUCUAUCAUAAAAUGUGGCUUCAACUUUAUGCACAUGUGUUUGGCGGUCCCCUAAAGGUAUACAGUAUGUACCAAAUUUUGCGAUGACUUGGCUAACACCCUAAAGUUAUAGUAUUUGCUUUGUAGAGUGCAGUGAAAUGUGUGAGGCACCUUUUUAUAAAUGUUGCCCUGAAAACCAUAAGGGGACCGUAAGUUUGCAAAGUUAAGUUGUAUUGUCAUGUUGUGUGCUUCAAAUGGCCUUUCCAAAGUCCUGACUUAAACGUGUGGACAAUGCUGAAGAAACAAGUCAAUGUCAGAAAACCAACACAUUUAGCUGAACUGCACCAAUUUUGUCAAGAGGAGUGGUCAAAAAUUCAACCAAAAGCUUGUGGAUGGCUACCAAAAGCGCCUUAUUGCAGUGAAACUUGCCAAGGGACAUGUAACCAAAUAUUAACAUUGCUGUAUGUAUACUUUUGACCCAUCAGAUUUGGUCACUUUUUCAGUAGAACCAUAAUAAAUUCGUAAAAGAACCAAACUUCAUGAAUGUUUUUUGUGACCAACAAGUAUGUGCUCCAAUCACUCUAUCACAAAAUGUGGCUUAAAACUUUACGCACAUGUGUUUGGCGGUCCCCUAAAGGUAUAUGUACCAAAUUGUGCCAUUACUUAGCUAACACUCUAAAGUUAUAGUACUGUAUUUUUCAGAGUAUAAGUCGCUCCGGUGUAUAAGUCGCACCAGCCGAAAAUGCAUAAUAAAGAAGGAACAAAACAUAUAGUCGCACUGGAGUAUAAGUGGCAUUUUUGGGGGGAAAUUUAUUUGAUAAAACCCAACACCAAGAAUAGACAUUUGAAAGGCAAUUUAAAAUAAAGAAUAGUGAACAACAGGCUGAAUAAGUGUACGUUAUAUGAUGCAUAAAUAACCAACUGAGAACGUGCCUGGUAUGUAAACGUAACAUAUUAUGGUAAGAGUCAUUCAAAUAACUAUAACAUAUAGAACAUGCUAUACGUUUACCAAACAAUCUGUCACUCCUGAUCGCUAAAUCCCAUGAAAUCUUAUACGUCUAGUCUCUUACGUGAAUGAGCUAAAUAAUAUUAUUUGAUAUUUUCCGGUAAUGUGUUAAUAAUUUCACACAUAAGUCGCUCCCGAGUAUAAGUUGCACCCCCGGCCAAACUAUGAAAAAAACUGCGACUUAUAGUCGGAAAAAUACGGUAUUUACUUUGUAGAGCGCAGUGAAAUGUGUGAGGUACCUUUUUUAUAAAUGUUUCCCUGAAAACUGUAAGGGAACCGUAAGUUUGCAGAGGUGGGCAUUUUGGCACUUCAAUUGCUAUUUAAUUUAAGCUGUAUCGCUACGUUGCUUGGGCAUUAUUUUUAAAACGUAACCAAAACACAAACAAACAAGCAAAAAAAUUGGAAAAAAAGAAUGCCGUUUCAACACUAUUUCUUUGGGGAAAAAUGUUUCGCUGCUGUAUAAACUUAAAUAGUAUGGUCGUAUAAAUACACUUGUAAAUCUGUCAGGGUUACGGCAUUCGGAGUAAUGCUAUAUCAGUCAAACAAUCAAUUAAUCAAUUCCUUUAUUGUCA